Salmo salar (Atlantic salmon) is the source of this 812-nucleotide messenger RNA. Its product is annotated as large ribosomal subunit protein bL33m. Gene Ontology annotation, molecular function: structural constituent of ribosome. Gene Ontology annotation, cellular component: ribosome; mitochondrion. NCBI's taxonomy places the organism in Eukaryota, Metazoa, Chordata, Actinopteri, Salmoniformes, Salmonidae. Gene Ontology annotation, biological process: translation. The record is from RefSeq and is a predicted model, not a curated record.
UUCCCAUAGUGGAAUUACUUUUCUUUAGGGAAUUGUUUUCCUCAACAUCCAGUUGGUGGCGACAAUACACAUUUUGGUGUAGUUCGCCAAUAAACCCAAAGAAAAAGAAGAAGAAGCUAUCUAUUUGUUCUCGCUAUUAACGUUACUCUAUUCAAAAAUGUUCCUCACUGCUGUAAAUCUGGCCAAGGCCAAGUCAAAGACUGUCCUAGUGCAAAUGGUGAGUGCUGCAGGGACAGGUUAUUGUUUCAACACCAAGAGGAACCGACUACGGGAGAAACUGGUGCUGCGAAAAAAUGAUCCCCUGGUGAACAAGCACGUUCUCUUUCACGAAAAGAAGAAGAUUAGGUCGAUUUAACCGUGAACGGCAAAGAAUUAAGAAUCUGCAACAUCUAAGCAGAUUUCACUGACAUUGUAUUGUCAAAACUGUAUUGACCACCAUUCGUGAGAAGAGCUAAGGAGUUCCUAUUGGACUUUUCCAGGACCACAUCAACUCGUGGUAAAACAUUUUGGAUGAACCAAAUGGUGGCAUAACCUCAAGCAGUUCUGUUUCCACUCCCAUCAAUGAGACAGUUAUUCCUCAAUGAGUAAGAUGUAUCUUGUUUCAUGUUUUCCACUUGUAAACUUUCUCUACCUUAGGCUAAAUCUUAUUGAUGAUCUUUGUUCUGUGAGAGGAUCAUGUCUGGCAUCAUCUAAGUCAGGGUGCCUACUGGCGGGCCGAAUUUGACCCACGAAUUUGGCCUCCAAGAUUUCUGAGCAAGAAAAAAAUCAUCAUAAUCAUUUAUUUAAAAAAAAUAUAUAUAUAAAAAAAAAAA